Lycium ferocissimum is the source of this 711-nucleotide messenger RNA. RefSeq names its product PLAT domain-containing protein 3-like. The transcript is spliced from 2 exons. Bases 87 to 614 code for a protein of 175 amino acids. The record is from RefSeq and is a predicted model, not a curated record. Gene Ontology annotation, molecular function: protein binding. Lineage: Eukaryota; Viridiplantae; Streptophyta; Magnoliopsida; Solanales; Solanaceae.
AUCACUCCAACCAUUAUAUCUCCACAUCAUUUGCCUGUAUCCUCUCACUUUCUAGUUCUAGAGAAAGAAACAACCAAGCUCUUGCCAUGGGAGUAGCACAAGUUAUUAAGUUUUGGUUCCAUCUGAUGAUCAUCCUCGUCUCCAUCUCCAUUUCUUCUAUUUCGGGAGCUGAAACAAACUGCAUAUACACAGCUUAUGUCAGGACUGGAUCAUUCGACGAGGAUUCAACUGACUCAAAAAUAACCUUAACUCUCUAUGAUGCCAGUGGCCAUGGAAUUAGAAUCAACAACUUAGUUGCUUGGGGUGGGCUUAUGGGCCAAGGUUACAACUACUUUGAAAGGGAUAACUUAGAUAUGUUCAGUGGCAGUGGCCCAUGUUUAACUGGGUCAAUCUGCAAAAUGGUCUUAACUUCUGAUGGUAAAGGUCGAAGCCAUGGAUGGUAUUGUAACUACGUUGAAGUUACCUCUACAGGUGACCAUAAACAAUGUAGCCAACAAUUGUUCAAUGUGGAUCAAUGGCUUAGCACUGAUCGUUCGCCGUAUCAGUUGACGGCUACUAGGAACAACUGUAAACGUAUGUCCGAUGAGCAACAGUCUGUUGUUGAUGUAAUUUGAUUCGAGUUUAUUUGGCAUGAGUGCUCUGUAUGGCCCAGGAAUUCUAUUUCUCUCUUUCAAUUUUAUUAAUGGAGCGUGAAAUUUUACGUUUAUCUAA